AUGCCAGCCAAAAGAGGAACCAAAGUCAAUAAAUUUCGUGAAGGUUCAGGAGAUGAUCACUUGCCGGUUUUCUCGGUUUUCGUUGAGAAAGAAGGCCAGGGCCGAUUUGGGAGGAUUGAUAUCGAACUAUUUCUGCAUAGGGCACCAAAGGCUUGCGAUAUAUUUCUGCAGAGCUGCGCGGCCACAUUAGGCGGGGACAAAAAGGGAGCCAAGCGGGUUUCGUGCAAGCAGUACCGCUUCGUUCGCCUUACAAACGAGGGGCUCCAGGUGGGUGAGCGUUCAUCUUCUCGAACUGCCUCUGUUUCCGAGUUAGAGAGCGAGGUGGGACGCAUAUAUCAUGGGGUCGGAAUAGUUUCACUCUGUCGUUCAUCUACUUCAUUUGAUGAGUCGUUCUUUUUUUGCCUAACUGAUGAUCGUGUCGAGGUCGAAUCGUUGGAUAAGAGGCACGUUGCAUUUGGAAGAGUAGUGGAGGGACUGGAUAUCCUCUUGGCGCUUCAAGACGCCCUUUUGCCUUAUGUAAAGGAAGGAUGUAUCAUUGAGGGAGGGCCGUAUACCAUCUCAGAGAUACUCCCAAAGACAACACUAUAG
Trypanosoma grayi is the source of this 588-nucleotide messenger RNA. RefSeq names its product cyclophilin. Bases 1 to 588 code for a protein of 195 amino acids. The transcript has a single exon. Gene Ontology annotation, molecular function: peptidyl-prolyl cis-trans isomerase activity. Lineage: Eukaryota; Euglenozoa; Kinetoplastea; Trypanosomatida; Trypanosomatidae. Gene Ontology annotation, biological process: protein peptidyl-prolyl isomerization. The record is from RefSeq and is a predicted model, not a curated record.